GUGAUGAUGUCACGGGUGGGCGGAGCCGAGCGAGAUCUGCUGCAUCUGGUACACUUACGUGAUCGCGCGGUUCCCGGGGAUGCAACCACAAAUUUAACAUCGGUUUCUUAAACGCACUAAAAUUAAAUCACGACGCCGGGGCCGACGAAGCGAUUGUUGAGGACCUGAUACACCAUGGCUGACCAGCAGAGGCAGCGCACUCUCUCCACCUCUGGAGAAUCACUCUAUCAUGUUCUGGGUGUCGACAAAGUGGCCACUGUCGAUGACAUCAAGAAGUCGUACAGAAAACUGGCAUUGAAAUAUCACCCUGACAAGAAUCCUGAUAACCCUGAGGCAUCCGAUAAGUUUAAAGAGAUAAACAAUGCCCAUGCCAUCCUUAACGACCCAACAAAGAGAAACAUCUACGACAAGUAUGGCUCUCUGGGACUUUAUGUGGCCGAACAGUUUGGAGAAGAGAAUGUCAACACUUACUUUGUUCUGUCCAGCUGGUGGGCCAAGGCUCUGUUUAUUUUCUGCGGCCUGGCUACAGGCUGCUACUUCUGCUGUUGCCUGUGCUGUUGUUGUAACUGCUGCUGUGGGAAGUGUAAACCACGGCCACCUGAAGGACAGGAACAGGAGUUCUAUGUCUCCCCUGAGGACUUAGAGGCCCAACUGCAGUCCGAUGAGAGAGAGGCAGGUGGAGGUGAGCCUAUUGUGCUGCAGCCCUCGUCUGCCACAGAAACCACCCAGCUAACGUCCGACGGUUACCAUUCUACUUACCACACUGACACCGGCUUCAACUAAAAGCCUCACCCUCAUCACCUCCACCCCGUGGCUUGUCUCUCGCCACUCUGUGCCAUCUAGCCGAGGGGAAAAAAUGAAUGGAAAGAAGAAUCCUUCAACUACAACUAAAAAAGCCUGUUUUCGAGAGGGAGGAAAGCCAGCGAUGGAGCUGAAUUCUUUAGCCUAUCCUGUCCCUUAUUCACGCACCACUUCCAUUACCCACACAAGAGUGGCACACAUCCGCCUCACCGUACCGUAACUUAAAAAAAAACGAGCUUAAGAAAAAAAGAUAAAAAAGAUCCUGUCGUUUACCCUGAUCUCUUUGUUGCCUUUGACCUCCGAUCUUGCCUUCCACUCGUUCCCUCGCUCCUCCAGCCAGAUUUGCUCGUCGUCCUGUGGCAUGCACUGUUCCUUGACUUUGUUAAAUGAAUUCUUCGCAGUUUUUGGGUAUAUUUAUUGAAAUGAAAUGUUUGUUCCCAAUUAUAAGUACUUGAGUGUGGUUUAAAGUUGACUCCUUGAACUUGCCAUAGGUGUUCGAAGACUAG
This is a messenger RNA of Rhinichthys klamathensis goyatoka, 1307 nucleotides long. It is a transcript of the gene dnajc5aa, whose product is annotated as DnaJ (Hsp40) homolog, subfamily C, member 5aa. The transcript has 5 exons. The record is from RefSeq and is a predicted model, not a curated record. Bases 175 to 783 code for a protein of 202 amino acids. NCBI's taxonomy places the organism in Eukaryota, Metazoa, Chordata, Actinopteri, Cypriniformes, Leuciscidae. Gene Ontology annotation, biological process: regulation of synaptic vesicle cycle. Gene Ontology annotation, cellular component: presynapse; intracellular membrane-bounded organelle; membrane.